AUGUUAAUAAUUGCAUUUAUUGGAAUUGCAUUAUCCUAAGAAGUAUUUUGGUCAAAUUAUUCUUUUUAAAGUCCUGAAUAUAUAAAUUUAAUAGCUCAACAAACAAAUUUUGCUAGAAGCUUUGAAGAGUUUGGACAAAUUUUGUAUGAAAUUCUUAAAGAUUAUUAGGAAUUUUACAAUCGAAUAUGAUUCUAAUCAAAAUAAAGACCAAUGUAGUUUUGAAUAUCAAUACUUAAUAUUUAAUUAAAUGUAUAAUGUGUUUGGCAAUUUAGUAAAUGAUUUACAAUUGGUUGAAAUAGAUGAAUUGGAAACCAUAUAAAUAGAAUAAGGAUUUUAAAAUUAAAUAGUUUCUUAUACUAAAAGUGAUUUAACUUUAUUGCUUUUAGAUAGGAAUGGAAGUAUUCAUUAUUUGAAUUUUGAUGAAGGCUCAUUAUUAUUUAAUUAUUCAAAAUUGAAUUUAACUUAUUACAGCUAAACUAAAUAACAUUAACAAUUAUUAAAUGAUAAAGAAACCUUUUAUUAUGUUAAUAAUGAAUAAUUUAGUAAGUUCAUAAUAUAAAAUAAUCAAUUAUAUUAAUUUGAAAUAUUAAAUUGGAAUUAGCAAUAUGGUACAUUUAAGAUUUAGAUUAGAAAUAAUUAUGUUUACACCACUGUCAUUUUUAAGCUUCUUUAUUAAAAUUAAUACUGUAAUUAAAAUAAUAAUUAUUUUAAGAUUACAAUUUUUAUUAUUAUAUAUUUAGGAAUAAGAACUUAGAACAAACUUAUAAUUCAUAUUAUUUUUUUUCUAUGUAUUAUCAAUUUUUGA
Paramecium sonneborni is the source of this 805-nucleotide messenger RNA. Lineage: Eukaryota; Ciliophora; Oligohymenophorea; Peniculida; Parameciidae. The record is from the annotation of a GenBank genome assembly.